Messenger RNA from Funneliformis caledonium, 318 nucleotides. The record is from the annotation of a GenBank genome assembly. NCBI's taxonomy places the organism in Eukaryota, Fungi, Glomeromycota, Glomeromycetes, Glomerales, Glomeraceae.
AUGAAAAUUUUAUCUUGCGGAAUUAGGCCUUUAAGCAAUUCUAUGAGUCAUAAAGUACCAGUUACAGCUAUAUUAGAUUACUGUGCUAAUUGUAAUAUUAUAGGGAUCCUUUAUGAAAUAAAUCUCUCUUUUCAAUCCAAAUAUAAUGAAUUAAAGCAAGUAGAAGUUACUGAUGUUUUCAUUACCAAUAAACCUGAACUUGAAUCUGUACUAAUAUUAGAUCAGCUGUGGUUCCAGGAAAAUGCAAUGAAAGUAGACUUCCCAAAUAAAACUCUUACAUUACUUGAUGGAACUAGUUGCGAGGUUAAGUAUAAUUGA